AUGCUCAAGUGCGGCUCGGCAGCGCAUCCCUUGCGCCGGGGAGUGGCUCUGCAGAGCUUCAAGGGCGCGGUCGCUCGGCCAAGAGCUGCGGCGCUGCGACACUACGCAACGGACAUUGAACCCGAGAGGCCGAGGCCGAAGCCUGCCACAGAGGGAAAUGAGAAGAAGCUGGGGAGGACGUUCCAGGGCCAGGUGAUGGGCAGCAUUGGCGCGCGGUUGAGGAGAGAGAGGGAGCAGCGAGAGCAGUACGAGAAGUGGAGAGACAUGACAGAUCCUUCGCGGAACUGGAUGAUUACCUUUCUCUUCCUAUCGGGCAUUGGCAUUUCAUACUGGCUGGGGACAUACCGGCAACGAGAACCUGAGCCGAACUCGACGCUGCCUCUAUCCAAGACGACACCGCCGUCGCAUAACAUCAAGCUGGAGAACAUGCAAGCGGCAUGGGCAGACUUUGUCAAGAUUGUCGGCAAAGACAAUGUGAGCACCGAUGAAAUACAGACGGAAGCACACAGCACAUCCGAUUGGUCGACGCAUCCUGCCGGCCCGGAGGAGCGUCCGUUCUGCGUGGUAUACCCCGGCUCGACAGAGGAAGUGUCAGAAGUCAUGAAGAUUUGCCACCAGAGGAGGAUUCCUGUCACUGCUUAUAGCGGGGGAACCAGUCUGGAGGGACAUUUCACGCCGACGAGGAAGGGCAUUUCAAUCGACUUUGGCCGGAUGGACAAGGUUCUGUCUUUGCAUGAGGAGGACCUUGACGUGGUUGUUCAGCCUGCCGUUGGCUGGGAGGAGCUGAAUAAUCAUCUCUCAGAAAAGGGCCUAUUCUUCCCUCCUGACCCCGGUCCUGGGGCGAUGAUUGGAGGCAUGGUUGGCACUGGGUGCAGCGGCACGAAUGCUUACCGAUAUGGAACGAUGCGGGAGUGGGUUCUCAGCCUGACAGUUGUCUUGGCAGAUGGAACAAUCAUCAAGACUAGGCAGCGCCCUCGUAAGAGCUCUGCUGGCUACGACUUGACCAAGCUAUUCAUCGGAUCUGAGGGCACCCUUGGUCUGGUGACGGAAGCCACGCUCAAGCUGACAGUCAAGCCUGAAUCUACGAGUGUUGCUGUCUGCUCGUUCCCUACGAUUCGCCACGCAGCGACCUGUGUGCGGGAGGUCGUAGGAAAAGGCAUUCCCGUUGCGGCAGUGGAGAUUCUGGACGACAACCAAAUGAGGUGCAUCAACAUAUCCAAGACGACUUCACGCACAUGGACCGAAGCACCCACUUUGUUCUUCAAGUUUACCGGCACGCCCAACGGUGUCAAGGAACAGAUUGCUCAAGUCAAGUCUCUUGCCUCGCAGACGGGAAGCAAGACAUUUGAAUUUGCCAGAAACGCCACCGAGCAAGAAGAGCUAUGGAGCGCGAGAAAGGAAGCGCUAUGGAGCACCAUGUCUGUCAAGAAGGAGGGCGACAGAGUGUGGACUGGGGAUGUGGCCGUUCCGAUGAGCAAGCUGCCUCAGGUGAUUGAGGAGACCAAGGAGGACAUUCAAAAGAGCGGGCUGUUUUCAACAAUUGUUGGGCAUGUUGGAGAUGGCAACUUCCACACCAUUCUUUUGUACAACGAGGCUCAGCGAAAGAAGGCAGAGGCGGUUGUUUCGCGGAUGGUCAAGAGAGCGAUUGCGCUUGAGGGCACUGUUUCUGGAGAACAUGGCGUUGGCCUAGUCAAGAGAGACUACCUCCCUCAUGAGCUCGGUGAGACGACGGUGGAUGCGAUGCGCCAGAUCAAAAAGGCUUACGAUCCUCUGUGCUUGUUGAACUGCGACAAGGUUAUUCGCAUGCAGAAGCCGAGGAGUGGCGAGGUUUGA
Trichoderma gamsii is the source of this 1833-nucleotide messenger RNA. RefSeq lists its product as hypothetical. Gene Ontology annotation, molecular function: FAD binding; D-lactate dehydrogenase (NAD+) activity; D-lactate dehydrogenase (cytochrome) activity. The coding region runs from base 1 to 1833 and encodes 610 amino acids. Lineage: Eukaryota; Fungi; Ascomycota; Sordariomycetes; Hypocreales; Hypocreaceae. The record is from RefSeq and is a predicted model, not a curated record. The transcript has 5 exons. Gene Ontology annotation, biological process: lactate catabolic process. Gene Ontology annotation, cellular component: mitochondrion.